UUUUGCUGCUAGCCUGCUAGUAAGCUAACGGACUAAAGGCAGGGAGAGGGUGAGACUGCUAGAUUGAGACACAGAUCUCGGGUUGAAACCCUCCCUGGAGCUUUGGGGAACUCUACACAGGAGAUCGCUGAAGACGGAAGUAUCUGAAGACUGACCACAAUGUCCGAUUUUGACAGCAACCCGUUCGCAGAUCCAGACUUCAGCAACCCUUUUCAGGACCCAUCGGUGACCCAGGUGACCCGAACCGCUCCCCCUGGUGGGCUGGAGGAAUAUAACCCCUUCACUGAUGGCAGACCGGCCCCCCCAGGUAAUGCCUCCAAAGCAGCCCCUGUACCCAACACUCAGCCUGCCAUCAUGAACCCCACUGAAGAACCUCCAGCCUAUUCCCAGCAAGCUGCUCAGACCCAGGACCAGGCCCGGGCUCAAGCAGAGUUGAUGAGGAGGCAGGAGGAGCUGGAGAAGAAAGCAGCUGAGCUGGACCGCAGGGAGAGAGAGAUCCAGUCCCUGGGUGCAGCAGGAGGUCGUCAGAACAACUGGCCCCCCCUGCCUGAGAAGUUCCCUGUGGGGCCUUGCUUCUACCAUGACAUCUCUGUGGACAUUCCCGUAGAGUUCCAGAAGACAGUCAAGAUCAUGUACAACCUCUGGAUGUUCCACACGGGGACGCUCUUCAUCAACAUGUUCGGCUGCCUGGCUUGGUUCUGUGUGGAUGCGUCGCGUGGUGUGGACUUCGGCCUGGCCAUGCUGUGGUUCAUGAUCUUCACCCCCUGCUCUUUUGUCUGCUGGUACAGACCUCUCUAUGGAGCCUUCAGGAGUGACAGUUCUUUCCGGUUCUUUGUGUUCUUCUUCGUGUACAUCUGUCAGUUUGGAGUGCACGUGCUUCAGUCCAUAGGCAUAACUGGCUGGGGAACCUGUGGCUGGAUAGCAGCUCUGACAGGGCUCAACACCAGCAUCCCUGUGGGCAUCAUCAUGCUGCUGAUCGCUGCUCUGUUCACUGCCCUGUCCGUAGGCUCUCUCAUCAUGUUCAAAAAGGUCCACGGGCUGUACCGGACCACUGGCGCCAGCUUUGAGAAGGCCCAGCAAGAGUUUGCUACGGGGGUGAUGGCUAACAAGACCGUCCAGACAGCUGCAGCUAAUGCUGCUGCCUCAGCUGCUACCAACGCUGCCCGUGGAGCAUUCAAACCCCAGCCAUGAACACACUUACACACAUACAUACACUCACAUACACACACUCUCAGACACACAAACACACUCACAGACAUGCACUCAGACACACACACACACACUCUCAAACGCAUACAUACACUUUCACAUGAACACGAAUUCACUCAGAAACAAACAUACGCUAAGACUAACAGACGCACACGCUAAAAAUACAUACCCAUGCAUGCACGUACACUGAGACAGAAACACACUUUGACACAUGCAUAAAUGCUCCAGCAUGCAGACAUGCUCUAGCAGACAAACACACAUACUUGAUCCACCUGGCAAACACACACUUAACCCCCUACCACUCACAAACAUACACUACUACCCAAAAACAUACACUACUACCCACAAACAUACACUACUAGCCAGUCAAACCCCUUAAAACACUCACAAGCCCUCCUCAAAUUCAUUCAUCAUACAGCUUUACUCUGUGUAUGUGUGUGAGCAUGUGUGAGAGACCCUAAGUCAGGUUAGUCACACAGAGGAGGCUGCUUGCUGCCAAGAGAGAAAUGCUACUGAAUGUGAUACUACUGACGUGUGUGUGUCUGUGACAGUGCUCAGUCGAUUAGUUAGUUCACCCCAGUCAGUACAACUACAGUGAAGAACCUUUAGCUAAACGCUGGUGUGUUCCGACAAUGAAGACUGACAGCUUGUUGGCAAACCUACAGGUCAUAUAUAAACAGUGACAGCUUAUUGGCUGACCUACUGGUCAAAGAUGAAUACUGACAGCUUAUCGGCAGACCUAGCAGUCAGAUCAUUCAAAGGUCAUAAGGGUUGGUGUUUGAAGACAUUCUUUUUAUUUUAGCAGUAUUGGUUUUGUGUUCUGGAAGAUUUUUUUUAAUUAACUCAUUGCCCAUUUAAUGUUCUGUGUAGUACAUGUUGCAACACUAUAUGUAUUUUUAUUUAUGGUUAAUUCAUGUGUCAUUGAGUAGUUGUCAACUUUUAGUCAGUUAUCUACCAAGUGUUCGGUGACUCUGGCUUGUUAGAGUAGUGACUCAACAUUGACUCACCUUGGGCCUGUUGUAGUGACUCAGCAGUGACAUUUUGAAGUAGUGACUCGGCACGGGCAUGUUAAAGUAGGCAGGAUAGAGGAAUAACUAAACUUGCUGAGCACACCCAUCAUGCUAUCCAGGCAGAGCUACAUGAUAUUCCCUCCCUUGGCGUGCGUGUUAUUCGUGCAUGCCUGCCUGUGUAUGUGCGUGUGUGCGCGUGCCUGUGUGUAAAUACCCCCAUUUCUGCCCCCAGAGCCCACGUAACCACCUAUUCUCCACAGCUGUUAAACUCCCACAGGUUCGCUUUUAAAUGUUUUGCUCACCUAAAACUCCCGUGUGUUUGUAAGCUGUGUAACGAGAGUCUGUCAAUUGUCUGUGUCCAAGCUCCUUUAGCGACACUGGAUUCAGCACCCUGAUAGAAGAUGUAAGCAGACACAGCGAAAGUAUUCAGCCAUGAUGGCAGUGUAGUGUGGAGGUCAAGUGUUCAUCUCAGUUAAAGGAUCGUCAGGCCAGCUAGGUUAGACUACUCUGUGUAUGUUCCUCUGUGACCUGGUACUGCUUCUGAUAACCAUACGAAAAGGGACACCUGUAUAUUUUGUAAAAUUGAAAUUAACGUGGUUUUUUUUUCCAUAAUCCUUGAAUCUCAAUCAUCUGAAAAGAAGAAGGAAAAAAAAAUCUAAAGAGCAGAUGCACUCUUGUCUGGCCUUUGUCGCAUGUGAAAUAGUUUGAGUUUUGUAUAUUUAUGGUAUUAACAUGAAAAUAAAUUUGAAAGAAUACAUCCA
Hypomesus transpacificus is the source of this 2980-nucleotide messenger RNA. RefSeq names its product secretory carrier membrane protein 1 (gene scamp1). The transcript is spliced from 9 exons. NCBI's taxonomy places the organism in Eukaryota, Metazoa, Chordata, Actinopteri, Osmeriformes, Osmeridae. Gene Ontology annotation, biological process: protein transport. The record is from RefSeq and is a predicted model, not a curated record. The coding region runs from base 160 to 1191 and encodes 343 amino acids. Gene Ontology annotation, cellular component: recycling endosome membrane; trans-Golgi network membrane.